Molecule: messenger RNA, 1226 nt
Organism: Cimex lectularius (bed bug)
Lineage: Eukaryota; Metazoa; Arthropoda; Insecta; Hemiptera; Cimicidae
Product: keratin-associated protein 10-4
Exons: 10
Coding region: 16-1107 (363 amino acids)
Source: RefSeq, a predicted model, not a curated record
AAUGGCGUGACAACUAUGACGUCGCCGGCGGGUAUAAAUGCGGUCCCUCUCGGCUCAGUCGUCAUCGUUUCAAUUGUACAAAGCAGCAAACCAGAGCUGACAGCAAUCAACGACAAUCAGAGCAAAAUGGCUUUGCAAACUGAAGAAUGUUACGACUGCAAAUGUUACGAUGAUACCAAAAAGGAAGAACAGUGCAGCCUUUUCAACAAAGGAUGUACAUUGACUUGCAAAGGCGGCAAGUGCGGUGGAAAGUGCGAAAUUGGAAAAAAGCAAUACUGUUUCUGCGUUAUCAGCAGUGAGGACGAAGAUAAAUGUCCCAUGAGCAAGUGCGUGCAUAAAAUCAAAACAACAGCUAAAUGUUGCAAAAAAAUGGAAUGCCCUCAUGCGAAAAUCGACGACAAAUCAUUGAAUAAAGAAGAAAGCCAGUCUGAGGUACAAUGCUGCAAAGAAGAUAAUAAGGAAUCGCCUAAAUCCUGUGAAAAUGUCAACUGUAGCAACGAAAGUAGUAGUGAAAAGAAGAAAUGCUUACGCGGAGAAAAUAUUGAAUUUCACUGCCCAGCUAAAACUGGAUUUUUUUCAAAGAAAGGCAACGAGGAAUAUAAAGAGGCAUGUGAGAAAAUGGAAAAAUGCAGUAUCGUCGUCAAAUGUUCCAACAAAGAUGAUUGUGACUGUGAAAACUGUAAAACCGACGUCGAAAAAUGUGGCAAAAGUGACAAAUGCGACAACUGCACUUGCUGCAAAAAUUCUUGCUGUAAUGUGACUUCGGAUGAUGAAAAAUCCUGUGAGUGUGAAAACUGUACAUGCCGUGUUAAAAAAAGCGAUGACAAUGAAAAAUGUAAAGAUUGCAACUGCAACAAAAGUUCUUGUUGUGGUGUGGCUCCUGAAGACAAAAAAUUAUGUAAAUGUGAAAAUUGCAACUGCUGUGUUAAGAAAAACAUUGAGACUGACAAAUGUGAUUGCUCUUGUUGCAAAAAUGCUUGUUGUCGAAUGAUCUGCAAAGAUAAAAAAAUAUGUAAGACUAAAGUCUGCUGUGAACAACAACACAAAACCAGAAAGUGCUGCCCAAGUAGUUCGAAAAUAUCCUUCUCGUUCGUCAGCUGCUUCUAAUCAGGAGGGGACGCCCUACGAUUUGAUUUACUGGGUCUAUAUAUAUAGUGAUUUGAUAUUGGCUAAUUGGAAUUCUGAUGACUGUCUUGUAAAAUAAAAAUGUAAAUGCUUGCUCAAAA